UUUUUUUUUUUUCUCCUUUCAUUAACAACAAAUUCAAUAAAUCUUUUUUUUUAAAAUUAAAAUAAACUCAAUCAAAACUGCCUCUUUUUAUAUUAAACAAACCCAACUUUUUGUCAAACUAAACUCAUUUCCCAGUUAAUUCUGUGGUUUAAUUUGUUUUUUUUUCUAACGACUUUUAAAUCAAUUUACGACCCAAACCCCAAGCUCAAAAGAAAAAAAAGUUUCUUCUUUUUUUUUCUCUAAAAAAAAAAAUUUUUUUUACUUUCUUAAGAAAUUCUUUUAAAUCUGAAAGAUGUAUAACAAUAAUAAGUCAAACACUGAAACUCUUGCAAAAUACCUUUCCCUCGACCAAGGUGGUAAAGUUCAAGCCGAAUAUAUUUGGAUUGAUGGUGAUAGUGGCCUUCGUUCAAAGACUAGAACUCUCGAUUUUAAACCUGCCGAUGUUUCUGAAAUAAGCGAAUGGAAUUUUGAUGGUUCUUCUACUAAUCAAGCACCUGGUGAUGAUUCUGAUGUUUUGUUAAGACCCGUCGCUAUAUUUAAGGAUCCAUUCCGUGGUGGUGAUAAUAUCCUGGUUUUAAAUGAAUGUUUUAAUAAUGAUGGUACACCAAAUAGAACCAAUCAUCGUCACUCAUGCGCAAAAGUUAUGAAAACUUAUACUGAUCAACAUCCAUGGUUCGGUAUUGAACAAGAAUAUACUUUAUUUGAAUCUGAUGGUUCCGUACUCGGUUGGCCAAAAGGAGGUUUCCCUGGACCUCAAGGUCCCUAUUAUUGUUCUGUUGGUGCGAAUGUUGCUUUUGGUCGUGACGUUGUGGAAGCUCAUUAUCGUGCAUGUCUUUAUGCUGGAGUAAAUAUUUCUGGUAUUAAUGCUGAAGUUAUGCCUGGUCAAUGGGAAUUUCAAGUCGGACCAUGUGAAGGAAUUGAUAUGGGAGAUCAUCUUUGGAUAGCUAGAUUCCUUUUACAACGUGUUGCAGAAGAUUUUGGUAUCAUUGUAUCAUUCCAUCCAAAACCAAUAAAAGGAGAUUGGAACGGAGCAGGUUGUCAUACGAAUUAUUCAACACAAGCUAUGAGAGAAGAAGGUGGUAUAAAAGCAAUACAUGCAGCUAUCGAUAAAAUGGCAGCACGUCAUGCAGACCAUAUAACUGUCUAUGGUGAAGAUAAUGAUCAACGGUUAACUGGUAGACACGAAACAGGUCACAUAUCACAAUUCUCAUACGGUGUUGCCAAUCGUGGUGCCUCAAUUCGUAUACCAAGACAUGUUGCUGCCGAAGGAAAAGGUUAUUUGGAAGACCGACGUCCUGCUUCUAAUAUCGAUCCUUACCGUGUCACUCAAAUUAUUGUUGAGUCUUCACUUGCAUAAAAAAAAAAUACUAAUAAUAAUACAUUUUUUAUUAAGUGUGAAAUUAACUUUUCUACAUUUAAUAAAAAAAAUAGUUGGAAGAAUUCCACACCUUUACAUAAUAUUAUAAAAAAAAAAAAAAUUCAAAAAAAAUAAGCUUUUAAUAAUAUUAUUAUUAGUAAAAUUAGGUCUAGCAGACGUCAUAUGAUAUAAAUUAUUUUUUAU
Messenger RNA from Rhizophagus irregularis DAOM 181602=DAOM 197198, 1561 nucleotides. RefSeq lists its product as uncharacterized. NCBI's taxonomy places the organism in Eukaryota, Fungi, Glomeromycota, Glomeromycetes, Glomerales, Glomeraceae. Gene Ontology annotation, molecular function: glutamine synthetase activity. Gene Ontology annotation, cellular component: cytoplasm. The record is from RefSeq and is a predicted model, not a curated record.